AUGGUUCAGUUCAAAUUCUAUCCAUCUCAAUUACCCAUAUUCGCAGUGUGUCAUGCAUUGUACUGGUUACCCAUAGGGUAUAUGGUGGCUAUAUCAUAUGAUCAUGUACAACCAUUUGUUCCAUUUUUGAGUUCUCUUGGUAUAUACCCACCAGAAAAAUACAUGUUUACGUGGCUUAUGGGUUCAUACGGAGUAAUGACAACUAUCAGUCAAUGGUUCUGGUCAUCUAUGAUGAGGAAGAAAUUUCAACAAAGAAUACAUUCGAGAAUCGGUCAAUACACCUGCAAAUUUAUUGCACUGCUCUAUACCGUAUCAGGAAUUUGCAUUGUUCUGCUGUCUAUAUUUAAUAUGAAAGAUACCAAUCAAUUACACUAUCGCUUAACUAUGGUCAAUUUUUUUUGCCAAGCAGCUGCGAUGCUAUUGGGUUCAUUACUUGUCUUUUGGGUUUAUCGUCCAAUGAAAUGGUUUCUGAUUGCUAGGAUUAUUGUCACACUUCAGAUAUUUCUCGGAUCAUAUUUCUUUGUUUAUUUCAAUCGCGCUGGACUCUUGGUGUUUGAUGGGGAGAACAUCUACUACAUAAGGGAACAUGAACCGGGAUACACAGAAUUCAAUAAAUGUGCAAUCAGUCUGUAUAAAUUAAAUAGUAUUUCAGAGAGACUUCGAUAUCAUUACUUACUUGGUAUCAUUAACAAUACAUCAAAUAAUUUAGCGUUUGAAUUUGUUUCUUUGUAUUUCCGUACUCUAGUUGUUUAUUUUAAUCAAGCUGGUCUACUAGUAUUGCAGGCAAAAAACUUGUUUUACAUCAAGGAAAACGAACCGGGUUACAAGGAAUUCAAUCAAUGUGCAAUCAGCGAAUGGUUCGUGAUAUUGGGAUUAAUAGAAAUCACUUUGAUAACUGGCUUAGAAUUAAGAACUUAUGAAAAUCAGUACGAGGAAAUCAAUAAAUCCGUGUGA
Molecule: messenger RNA, 954 nt
Organism: Schistosoma spindalis
Lineage: Eukaryota; Metazoa; Platyhelminthes; Trematoda; Strigeidida; Schistosomatidae
Source: the annotation of a GenBank genome assembly